Messenger RNA from Acyrthosiphon pisum (pea aphid), 1259 nucleotides. RefSeq names its product retinal homeobox protein Rx-B. NCBI's taxonomy places the organism in Eukaryota, Metazoa, Arthropoda, Insecta, Hemiptera, Aphididae. The coding region runs from base 52 to 744 and encodes 230 amino acids. The record is from RefSeq and is a predicted model, not a curated record. Gene Ontology annotation, biological process: regulation of transcription by RNA polymerase II. Gene Ontology annotation, molecular function: DNA-binding transcription factor activity, RNA polymerase II-specific; RNA polymerase II transcription regulatory region sequence-specific DNA binding. The transcript has 6 exons.
CGUACUGUCAGUUAAAUUUCGAAAUCAUAAUCGUCACCGUCGUUGUGCGCUAUGGCUGGAGGACCCUACUUGUCGCCGUUACCCGGUGACCUUUUAUCGGAGUACAUGUUUGGUAGACGGAGACAGAGAAGAAACCGGACGACGUUUACGCCACAACAGUUACAAGAACUCGAAAGCCUCUUCCAGAAAACUCAUUAUCCAGACGUGUUUUUGAGAGAAGAAGUAGCUCUACGAAUUAAUCUUUCUGAAGCUCGUGUACAGGUAUGGUUUCAGAAUCGCAGAGCUAAGUGGCGCAAGCACGCAAGGCUUCAAAUAAUUCAAGACGCGUGGAGAAUUCGCUGUAUGGGUUUGAACACACAAUCGCUUUUAUUGGGUCGUCAAGCACCAGAGGGAACAACUCGUUUGGCGGACGAUAAAGAAUCUCCUCCAACGCAUCCAACCCAAUCAACUGUAGUCUCGUCACCCACCCAUGUACCAGGAAGUUACCGAAUGCUUCAAAAUUUUCAAGUAACAGAAAGACCACCAUUAGUUGGACCACCAACAAAUACAAUAACUACCAAAUUGUUCUGCCCGUAUUCUUCUACUGAAGAUGACAUUUCAAACAGGCGUACAGCUCAUCACCAGGACACUAGAUCGGACAUGAACGGAAACCUAUCUUUGAUGGUAGGUUCUGUGGAUUUAACAUGCUCAAAAUCUCGGUCUACCAGUCCUGAAGAAGAAAAUGACAUAAACGUAAAUGAUUAAAUACAUUUUAAUCAGAAUUAAUAAUUAAGAACGACAAAAUGCAAUUUACUUUAAAUUUAAGUCCUAGUCAAAAAUAAUAUGUACAGUUUAAAUAAUAAUAAUUUCUAAUAAAUAUAAUUAAUUAUAUACUUAAAAAUAUAAAUUAAUCAUAGUAUUUCAAUUUUUAUUAUCAUAAAUAAUUAUAUUAAAAAUUUAAAUGUAUAUAUUAUAAAUACAUAUUAAACAAAUAAGUGAGUAAUCUUUAGAAAAAAUUGUUUACUUAGGUACUUUAAUACAAGUACUUAAUCUUUUUAAACUGUAAUAUUAUAUUAAUCUAUUUUUAUUUAUAUAUUGAUUUACUUUUUACAAAAGCAACUAUAAUAGAAUAAUAAUAUGUCUUAAUAUGCAAAUAUUACUUGUAAACCGGUAAUAUCAGAAUUAAGAAAUAUCAUUUGUUUCUUCUUAUUUCUACGAAUAAAUGUAAACUUUAAUUUAAACUUAUAAGUACGUCAUUCUUUAUUAAAAAAAUACAUUAU